GUUGGGCCUCUCUUCCUCUUCCUCUCUGCAUACAGUCAUUGCCGGGCGGAGACGAAGGAAGGAAGCUGUAAUUGAAAUGCAUGGCGAAUCGUUUGGAUGAUUGAUCAUAUUUAAUUAAUUUGAUCGCACACGCUAUUAACUUCAAUAUUACAAGUUAGCACACAAUCUGCAGCUACACAGUGGACUGAUCGGGGCUGAUACUAGCUCAGCCAGCGCAAGGCUAGUAGCAUCAGCUAGUCUGUGUCAGUGUGUGGUGGCGGAGUUUGUUUAACCGUCGUUACCUCCUGCGGCAUGCUGUUAUUAUCAGUGAAGUGAGGACAGCUCGGCUCUUUCAGAUACCUUGUCAUGGAGGACCCCUUUGACAGUGAGCGAGCGUCCCUGCCCAGGAACAUGAUAGAGAACAGUAUGUUUGAGGAGGAACCUGACGUGGUGGACCUGGCCAAAGACUCAACAGCCUUCCCGGCGUUGGAACCAGAUGAGGUGGUGUACGAGCCCCAUUGCUCCCGUCUGCUGGUGCGAGGUCUGGGAGAGAACGACCUGGACGAUGAGGAGGAUGACUAUGAGUCGUCAGCCCGCCUACUGGGCAUGUCAUUCAUGAACAGAAGCUCCACCCACAGUCCUAGCUCCUCCCCUUACAACAGACAGGCUCCACCCAGGUCAUGUUCCCGCCCCUCAGCUCGUAUGCUGGUGGUGGGCGUGUUCAUCUUGGUACUGGUCGCAUCCAUGGCGAUGGUUCUCUACUUCCUGCCUGGCUGUACUUUCACUAAGGCUGGCUGUGGUAAGGCUAACUCCUCCACUCCUAUGGAGCCGGCCUAUCCUAACAGCGCUAAUGGGGAUCUGUUUCCCUGGAAUGAGCUCCGCCUCCCAGCCAGCGUACGGCCUGUGAACUACGACCUCUCCUUGACCCUUAACCUGACUUCCAUGACCUUCACCGGCCGCACCGUCAUCAACAUGACGAUACAACACAACACCAAGCGCAUCGUUCUGCACAGCUCUGAACUCAUUAUCACCAAGGCAACCUUCCAGGUUGGAGAGGAUAAGAGUGUUGAGGUCAAGGUGUUGGAGUAUAAGCCGUGGCAGCAGAUAGCUGUCAGCUUCCCAGAGGAUCUGAAGGCAGGCCAGGUGUGUGUGUUAACGUUGGACUACACAGCCAACCUCUCACACACCUAUGACGGCUUCUACAACAGCUCCUACAACGACAAGACUGGAGCCAAGAGGGUCCUAGCUGCCACUCAGUUUGAGCCCCAGGCUGCCAGGAAGGCCUUCCCCUGUUUUGACGAGCCAGCCUUUAAAGCCACCUUCCUGGUCAGGAUCACCAGGGAGCCUGGAUACAUCACUCUGUCCAACAUGCCCCAGGCUAAGACUACUACAUUACCCAGCGGCCUAUUGGAGGAUGAGUUUGAGCAGACUAGUGUUAAUAUGAGCACCUACCUGGUGGCCUUCAUCGUAGCUAACUUCACCAGCGUCACUAGAAACGUCUCCAAUACACUGGUGUCAGUGUACUCUGUGCCAGAGAAGAAGGAACACACACACUAUGCUCUGGACACAGCCUCUAAGCUGCUGCAGUUCUACAACACCUUCUUUGAAAUCGACUACCCUCUGAGGAAACUAGACCUGGUUGCUAUCCCAGACUUCCUGGCGGGAGCGAUGGAGAACUGGGGUCUGAUCACCUUUAGAGAGACCAGCCUGCUGGUGGGAAACCAGUCCUCUCCUCUUGACAAACAACUCAUUGCUAACGUCGUAGCCCACGAGCUCGCUCACCAGUGGUUUGGGAACCUGGUGACGAUGCGUUGGUGGAAUGACCUGUGGCUGAACGAAGGCUUUGCCACCUAUUGGCAGUACACGUCCCUAAUGACAGAGUUCCCACAGCUGGAGCUAGGCAAUUCGUUCCUGGGGGUGCGGUUUAAGGCGAUGGCCAAAGAUUCUGUAAACUCCUCCCACCCAGUGUCAGAGUCGUCCCAGGUGACCACACCUGAACAGGUGUCUGAGAUGUUUGACUCUGUCACCUAUGAGAAGGGUGCAUCCCUCCUGCUGAUGUUGAACUCCACUCUGCCAGACGGUCAGUUCAGGAAAGGACUCAUCAAUUACCUGAAUAAAGGAUCUAACACUGUUACUGAAGACCUCUGGAACAGCCUCACACAGGCCCAGGUGCUUCCCCAGCAGGAGAGUGUGUCAGACAUGAUGAGAACAUGGACGCUGCAAAAAGGCUUCCCAUUGGUCACCGUCAGCCGCAAGGCUGGUCAGGUGACUCUCACACAGGAACACUUCCUGCUCUCCGCAGACAAUGCCACUUACACCUCUAGCCUGUGGCAUAUCCCCGUGACAUAUGUGAAUGACAGCUGUAGCUCUGCGCCUUCCUGCAGACAGAUCUUCCAUCUGAGAAAUAAGACAGCUACUCUGAAGGUGUCAGACAGUGUGAAGUGGCUGAAGUUGAACUACAUGAACACGGGCUUCUAUAUAGUUCACUAUGGAGACGAGGGCUGGGCCACUCUCAUAGAUGCUCUAAAGACUGAUGUCAACACACUCACACCCCAUGACCGCGCUUCGCUCAUACACAACAUCUUUGCCCUGUCCAGGCUGGGUCGUGUGUCCUUCCGUCAGGUUCUCAGUCUGUUGGAUUAUGCCACCAAUGAGACUGAGACUGCUCCUCUGACAGAGGCCCUGUCACAGCUCAGCUCUGUCUACAGACUACUGAACAAGAGACAGGAGCUAAGACUGGUGGCCCGCAUGAAGGCAUACGUCUGCAGUCAUUUUGGCCAGCUGAUGGACAGUCAGGACUGGGGAGAGGAGGAGAGUGUGUCCAGACUGGAACUGAGGUCAGCCCUGCUAGAGAUGGCCUGUAGUCUGGGACGGCAGAACUGUACUGACCAGGCCAUGGCCCUCUAUGACCAGUGGACCAACUCCAACCAAACCAAACAGAUCCCGGGUGAUCUGCAGCGAGUGGUGUUCUCUGUAGCGGCCAAGUCUGACCUCGGUUGGCGUUCUCUCAUGGAGGCCUACAGUUCCUCCACCUACGACUCUGAGAAACGCAAGAUACUGCAGGCCCUGGCCUCCACACAGGACCCACAAAUCAUCGUAUGGAUUCUCAGCGCGGGGCUCGAGGGAGGGAUUAUCCAGACCCAGGAGCUGCCAUUGGUCAUCAGCACCAUGAGCGACGGCUUCGCUGGCCACUUGUUCGUCUGGGACUUUGUCAAAGAGAACUGGGACAGGAUCAUAGAGAAGUUCCCAGUGGGGUCCUAUCCCAUCCAAAGCAUCAUCAAGUCCACCACCUCCCAGUUCUCCACUCAGACACACCUGGAGGAGGUCCAGGGUUUCUUCUCCAGUCUGAAGGAGCGGGGGUCUCAGAUGCGUAGCGUCCAGGAGGCUUUAGAGACCAUCGAACUGAACCAGCUCUGGAUGGACAGGAACCUCCCAACACUCAGACACUGGCUCUAACAUGGCCGCUUGGCAACUGUCGCUCCUGGCAACCAGCUCCGUGGGGCCAUGUUGGCAUGGCAACAGCAGUGUUUGCACUAUACUAGGGCUUGUCUCAAAUGACAUCAUAUUCCCCAUAUAGUGGCUACUUUUUUUCACUAUGGUCAGAAGUAGUGCACUAUAUACGGAACAGGGUGUCCUAGGAGUUGUAGUAGCCAGCUCAGGGUUGCUCUCCAGAUUGUGUAUCAGACCCCGUAUCAGCUCUCUCUCUAUGCUGUCGACCAAAUCUUCACACAGCUUUCAUCAUAACACCAUGCCUGGACACACAGCAGUGCGUCUUUCUUUCAAACGCAACGUGCUUCACAUUGUAUGGAGGUAACGCACCCCUUCCACCACCCCCUAGUGCAUGUAUGUGUAGCAUCCACCUGAGAACAAAGGAAUACAGGAAGAGAACAUGCUGUGUAAUCAGCUCUGGCAACAUGUCAUCAGUAUGUGUCACCUGUGAAACUCUCAUGGCUCAGUGACUAAUUGUGAUCUCAGGCCCUGGCCCCGACUCCAGCCUCCACAUGACUGUCCUACUGUCUGGGAGAAAAGGGGGAGAUGGGAGAAUGUCUGUUGAAGGCCAGAGUAAGGCUACAGAGGGGUAGCUGACAGUGUACAGUAGGCACGCUCAGCAGGCUACGCAGGCUACAGCCAGAACAUAUACAGCUACAUGUGUAUAUGUUGAAGGAAAAUACCUUCUUACUGUUUAGAUCAGUGGUGGCCUCAAAAAAAUGUGAGACAUAAAAUGACUAAAACCAAAUUGAAACUGUGUAGAAAUGUUAAUGGACCUACAUGUAUACAGUUUAUUGACUGUGUCUAGCUCGCUAAUAAUCACCGAAAUGAAAACUAGACCGUCAGGGAGCAUAGAAAAUUCAAAAAACGAUGGAUAGAGGACUAUGUUUUGCAGAUUUUGGCGGUGAGGAAAUAUUGUUAAAAAAAAUUCAGUGCAGCCCUCCAGACCUUGUAAAAGACAGAAUGUGGCCCCCGGGUCAAAAUGAGUUUGACACCCUUGGUUUAGAUGCUCCGAAAAUUCAACUCUACCACAUUUCCACCACUGUCAGUCUGUUAGUUAGACCUCAAGAAGUAUUUUGGUCUGAUGGUGUAAACCAGGGGACAACGUUUGGUUUGGCCCGCAAGGGCCGCUAGAGGGCCCCCGACUGACUUCUUUUUUUUUUGGGAAGUCAGUCGGGUUCACAACUUUCUGUUGCGAGAUGGCAUAGUAGAAUAGACAACGUGUCAUUUCAAAAUUUGGUAGUGCCUCAGCAGUUUUCCUCUUGUUAUGUCAGUCACUGACAGUCAAUCAAUUAGCCCAUGUCAGCUAACAUUUUAUUGAUUGCUAGGUAAGUUAGUCUAGCCAGCUGUCUAAAACGUGUCCAGGGGCCCUGACCUCCAGGGGGCCCACAUUUGAUUUUGUUAAUCACUCUCACACGGAUAUCAUAUGAACAUGGCAUAAGUCAUAGCAAAAUGUGUACAACUGCAGGGAAUUAGCAUUAAAACGUGCAAAAAUGUCUCUCCAUCCCAUGGACAUUUUUGUUUUAUCACAUGAAAUUGGUAAUAAAACUGCUACAUUUUAUCUCUGCACCAUGUAAAAUGUGUAGAAUUGCUGAAAAACUAAAAUGUUUUAAUACUUUAAUACUUGUAAUUAGAAUGUGUUGUUAAGUGUCAAGUUAUAUGGCUACGAUUUGAUUCAUGUUUGAAGUGUAAUUUUAUGAUUAUUUUCAAAGAAAGCUAUUUUUCAAGACCCUAAAAAGCAAUUGUUUAACUUUUUAAUAUUUCUAAAUAAAUUAUGUCUUUGUUUGGCCACUCAGAUUAUGUUUUGGCCCACCAAGCCCAAAAGCACCCCUGGUGUAAACGUUGCUGAAACGUUGUUGGGUGAAAUAAACCACCCAGCACUUCUGUUGAUGUCACUUUCAGUUACAUUUUGACAGUUAAUGUCAUACAGAAAACGGAAACCAUUGUUAGGUAAACAUGAAUGUAACUGGCCUGCUGUCUAGCUUUAUUCAGAUUGAAGGAGUAUAGUUCAGACCGCUUUUCCACUUUUCCUUUGCGUACGGGGCAAUCUUUUCAGAAUAUUUCACUCACGAUGCUUGUGAAGAUUAAAUUAUUGUGUAAAUACUA
Molecule: messenger RNA, 5574 nt
Organism: Coregonus clupeaformis (lake whitefish)
Lineage: Eukaryota; Metazoa; Chordata; Actinopteri; Salmoniformes; Salmonidae
Product: leucyl-cystinyl aminopeptidase
Exons: 22
Coding region: 346-3435 (1029 amino acids)
Biological process (GO): proteolysis; peptide catabolic process
Cellular component (GO): cytoplasm
Molecular function (GO): zinc ion binding; peptide binding; metalloaminopeptidase activity
Source: RefSeq, a predicted model, not a curated record